This is a messenger RNA of Perca flavescens (yellow perch), 1385 nucleotides long. Its product is annotated as rho-related GTP-binding protein RhoA-B. Gene Ontology annotation, biological process: small GTPase-mediated signal transduction. The coding region runs from base 237 to 818 and encodes 193 amino acids. Lineage: Eukaryota; Metazoa; Chordata; Actinopteri; Perciformes; Percidae. Gene Ontology annotation, molecular function: GTP binding; GTPase activity. The record is from RefSeq and is a predicted model, not a curated record. The transcript is spliced from 5 exons.
UGGGGUGGGUCAGAAAUACUGGAGCGGAAAUGUAUCAUCAUGGAAGCGAGUUCCUAAAUCAACAUAGGUGACAUGAGCUCCCAACUUUGUAUGCUGUCCACGUGUCCUCCAUUGAAUAAAACCUACGGUAUAGCUGACUGACUGGCUAUAAACAGCCGUGAUGUUGCCACAGAAAGCUAAAUAGUUAGCCUCGAGUGUUGGUUUCAGACGGGCGUUGUGUCAAAACAGCUGAAGCUAUGGCAGCAAUCAGGAAAAAGCUGGUCAUAGUGGGAGAUGGAGCCUGUGGGAAGACCUGUCUGCUCAUUGUGUUCAGUAAGGACCAGUUUCCAGAGGUCUAUGUGCCCACAGUGUUUGAGAACUACGUUGCUGACAUUGAAGUUGAUAGCAAACAGGUCGAGUUAGCACUCUGGGAUACAGCAGGUCAAGAAGACUACGACAGACUGCGCCCGCUCUCCUAUCCAGACACUGAUGUCAUUCUCAUGUGCUUCUCCAUCGACAGCCCUGACAGUCUCGAGAACAUCCCUGAGAAGUGGACUCCUGAGGUGAAACACUUCUGCCCUAAUGUUCCCAUUAUACUGGUGGGAAAUAAAAAGGACCUGCGUAACGAUGAGCACACCCGGAGGGAGCUUGCCAAAAUGAAGCAGGAACCUGUGAAACCAGAGGAUGGACGGGACAUGGCUAACAGGAUCAGUGCCUUUGGAUACAUGGAGUGCUCUGCAAAAACAAAGGAUGGUGUGAGGGAAGUGUUUGAGAUGGCCACCAGGGCUGCACUACAGGCCAGGCGAGGAAAGAAGAGCAAUAAAUGUGUCCUACUGUAAGCGGGGGCACAUGGACUGCUUCCUACAGGGGGAAAAGAAGGAGCAUUAGGUCAAACCUACCCCAAAACACACCCACACAAAAGACUGUUCUCCCCAGUUUUUACUAAAGGUGUAAUGCUUUUACUUUUUUUGUCUUAAGCAAAAGUAGUCAGGUUCUGUCAGUAUUCAAUUUUGAGGUUAUGGAAAAUAUUUUUUGUACUUUAACGAGUAAAUUUGCCAUAAUGAAACCUCCUUUAUCAACAUGUACUAUGUAAUCGAAGAGGUCAGCCAGGGGACCUGCUGUGUCAUACCUGCCAACUACAGUUAAGUGCUUAAGCCCUGCCUGCUGAUCUGAGGAAUGUUUCCACAGCCAACUAGGGUGAAGUACCUGUACACUGUGACCCUUAGUCCUUUUAAUUAUUUCAACAAACCGAUGUGCACAUGAAGUCGAAUUUGUUUGUGUGCUCCAUAUUCAAAUCCUAUGUGCAUUAUGAUCACGUGCACAAUAUGAGACUGGAAACUCAUUUUGUUAAAACGCAAAUGGAAACUUAGUGUUUUGUGUAAUAAAUUACUUUGUAAGAAUCUUGA